Molecule: messenger RNA, 1662 nt
Organism: Microdochium trichocladiopsis
Lineage: Eukaryota; Fungi; Ascomycota; Sordariomycetes; Xylariales; Microdochiaceae
Product: P-loop containing nucleoside triphosphate hydrolase protein
Exons: 5
Coding region: 1-1662 (553 amino acids)
Cellular component (GO): nucleus
Molecular function (GO): ATP binding; RNA binding; RNA helicase activity
Source: RefSeq, a predicted model, not a curated record
AUGUCUACCAACGGACAGACCAACGGUCAUGAUGCCACUUCUGGCCCUCCUGCCACUGUCGGCGAAUGGGCCCCCAAAACCGACUUCAACUACGAGGUCACCGACGAUGGCGUCCACUGGGAGCACAACGCCCGUGUCUACGAAUGGGAUGGCGAUGAGGGUGAGGUUGGCCCAGAGCACCCCGAGUUGGAGGCAGCCUUAUUCGGCCCACCCGAAGAACGCGGCGGCCAUGGCAUCAACUUCGCUGCGAUCGCCGAGAUCAAAGUAGAGCAAGUUGGUGUCACCAAGGUCGAUCCUGUUCGAAGCUUCGACACCGCAGGUUUGCACCCCGCCAUGUUGAAGAACGUGCAAUUGGCCGGAUACCGCGUGCCAACUCCGAUCCAAAUGUGGUGCAUUCCUGCUAUCCUGCAGGGCCACGAUCUCAUUGCCAUCGCACAGACUGGCUCGGGAAAGACCGCCGCCUAUCUCAUUCCUAUCCUCAGUCGCCUGAUGGGAAAAGCCAAGCAGCUUGCUGCCCCCCGCCCAACGGCGCAGGACUUCCGCGAAGGCAGUGCCAGACCUGUGACUGCUGAGCCCCUUGUGGUCAUUGUCUGCCCUGCCCGAGAGCUUGCGGUGCAGAUCUUCAACGAGGCAAGGAAGUUCUGCUAUCGCAGCAUGCUCCGACCUUGCGUCGUCUAUGGUGGCGGCCCACUGCGCGAUCAGAUCGCCCAGCUGCAGAGAGGCUGCGAUGUUCUUAUUGCAUCGCCUGGCAGAUUGGUCGAUUUCAUGGAGCGGCCUGGCGUCCUGUCUCUCCGUCGGGUCAAAUACAUGGUCAUUGACGAAGCCGACGAGAUGUUGGACGACGGCUGGAGAGAUGGCUUUACCAAGAUCAUGUCAGGUGGCGAGCAAGAUGAGGGCGACGUCAAGUACAUGAUGUUCUCUGCCACCUUCCCUGCUGCUGCUCGCCAGCUUGCGAAGGAGUACCUCACCGACAACCACGUCCGCCUCCAAGUCGGUCGCAUUGGUUCUACGCACUCCAACAUCAAGCAGGAUGUCAUCUUCGUUGCUCGGGAACUCAAGCAAGACGCCGUCUUCGAUAUGCUCACCACCAUGCCACCUCAGAGGACUAUCAUCUUCGUCAACAGUAAGCACGCAGCUGAUCAGCUGGAUGACUUUCUGUUCAACAAGAAUUUGCCAUGCACCUCGAUGCACGGCGACCGCACGCAGCGAGAGCGCGAAGAUGCGAUGCGCAGUUUCCGUGCCGGAACUACCCCUAUCCUGAUCACCACCGGCGUCACUGCUCGUGGCAUUGACGUGCGCAACGUGAUGCAUGUCAUCAACUAUGAUCUUCCCAGCAUGGAACAUGGAGGCAUUCAGGAGUACAUCCACCGUAUUGGUCGCACAGGUCGUAUUGGCUAUGAGGGUCGUGCAACUUCAUUCUACAACGAGCGUGAUGAAGGUAUUGCACCACUCCUGACCAUGACACUUCUUGAGACCAAACAGGAGGUACCAGAUUUCCUCUCUGGCUUCGUCCCUGAAGGCGGUGCUCAGGCACCGCUGGUCUUUGAUGACGACAGCGACGACGAAGGCAAUGCUAACGGUACCUCCAAUGAUGCAUCUGCUUCGGGUUGGGGUACAGAUGCUCCUCAAGGUGGCCACCAGCCUAUCAGCGAAGCUUGGUGA